Lachancea sp. 'fantastica' is the source of this 1701-nucleotide messenger RNA. The record is from the annotation of a GenBank genome assembly. NCBI's taxonomy places the organism in Eukaryota, Fungi, Ascomycota, Saccharomycetes, Saccharomycetales, Saccharomycetaceae.
AUGACAGUGGUGUCGAAUUUGCGGAGCAGGCAUUCUGAUGGCGACAAAAACGCCGUUCCAACGAGCUCAAACGGUGCCCAUUUGGCUACAGAGGGAUCGGAUGCACCACAGGUUUUAUUUAUGGAUACUAGCGAUGUAAGGAACAGAACAGGCCACGUACCGUCGAGCUACUACCAAGUGGCAACCCCCAAGUCCCCGCAUGAGCUUUCGCUCACGGAUGAUGCUGACGAUGAUCGCACGGGGCCGUCCCAUCAUCAAAACGAUCACAGGGAGAGUGAAGAAAGCGAACGUUUGAAGUACGAAACUGCAAAACAUGAGAUCAUGGAGAACCUUAACUUGCAUAUCAUGCUCAACAAUAAUGAACACACAGAUCUGGAGUCAGAGCUGGGCCGUAUAGAUGCCCAAAUGCGUGUCUUAGAGUAUAUGCAUCGAGAUCCGCAGCUCAUGGCGCACGUCGAGAAACACCAGGAAGAGCUUUAUACGCGACACCGCGAAGAUUUCACGCGACGCAAAGAGCGGGAAGCAUUCAGAGCGAGUCUGAAUGGCUUGGACCCUCUUUCUACUGUUGCUUCAAGUCGUCCUGGCGAUGAAAGCGGUAAUGGAGGGUUUUUCUACCAUACACGCAGCAAAUCGGCCCAUAACGUCAACAUCGCACCAAUUUCCACUAGCAACAAUAACGAUCAGCAGCUGGAUUCGCGGCUGCGACCGGCCAGUGGCAAAUUGGAGGGCAAGGGUGUGUUAGAGGGGAAAACGCUUCGAGUACAAGACCAGCAGGCUGCUCUGGGCUCGGAACUGGAUCCCGUGCUCCCAUCACUACUAAACCAACAUCAAAAACGUAACUACAGCAGCUCAUGUCUGACCAGCAAAAGUGGCAUUGUAGGAUCAAACGAAAAAAAUGAACCUAUAUUCAAAAGACCCGACGGUAUUCUCGUCAUAAUUGCAUGUUCGUUUUGCGAACGCAGUGGUUUCACGUCUGCACAGGGAAUAGUCAAUCACGUUCGACUCAAGCACGCAACUAGCUAUCCAAGCCAGCCACUUGCUGUUCUGAAAAACCAACAAGUGUUGCCCGACAGUCGGCAGGCAGCUGAGAUUAUAGCACAAUUCAAAAGCUUACAUUUGGACCCGCAACACGACUAUCUACCGCAUGUCAUAAACAUCCAAACCAGUGUGAAUCCUGUGGACCAUAAAUUCCGCAGAGCAAGCUCCAGAGAGCUGUCUCCGCGGGCAAUUUCUCCCAAAGUCGAGACUAGAUCGGAUGGUCUAAGAAAAUCCACCAGACACCUGAGGAAACUUUAUCCAGAUGAAGAUUUCAAAGACAUUGUCCACUACGUCAACGACGCUCAAAAGGACCUAGACUGUAUUCUCAAGCAGCCCUCAGACACUGAGGACACUGGUGAGAGUGGGCUGGAUGACGAUGUGAAAAACGACCAGACCUCAUCAAGUCUUAACACAUCUAAUGCUAACGGGGAUUCUACAGACUCGAACAAACCGAAAAAGGAACCAGGUUUGGAAAAAAGCACAGACCGCAAACGCAGGGGGUCUCCAGAGCUGGACACUGGCAGAAAACGUUUUAGAGCGGCCGAAAAGAAGGUCAGGCCGGACGCUAUUGCAUUAAUGAAAAUUCCUGAGCGAGACAAACGUUCUUCGCACUACAACUUGAGAGCCAAAUCAAAGCUCAGAGGACACAACAGAUACGAUUAA